AUGGCGGAGGCAGCGGUCUUAGGGAUGAUUCGAGAUCUCGAGAGUAUGGAUGUUACGCGUGCAGAUACGUUCGCGAGUGUCAUCAAAUUGAGAAACAUUGAAUUGCUGAAAGAGAUAUUGGAUUUCUUAAGAGACUUGAAAAGGGAAGAGAGGCUAAAAUAUUUCAUUGCUGGCUUGGUCGAUUUGGCUAAAGAUGCCACGGGCGUGGAAAUUUUUGAUUACCGUUAUUGUCCCCCGUUUAAGAGCAUCAAAGACGAGAUCGAGAUGACAAAGAUGCGGAUGACAAACUUUGGAGCGGAUGAGAAAAAUGUUGGAGACGAAGAAGAAGCAGAAGAAAAGGAGGAAGUUGUGGUGGGGUUGGAGAAAGACGUGAAGAAGUUGCUUGACAGAGCGAUUUUUAAAAAAUCUAAUAAGUUAGAGAUUUAUUCUAUAAAAGGCAUGACUGGUAUCGGGAAGACAACUCUGGCCAGACAACUGUACAAGGCUGGGGCUGGCCAGUUCCAGCGUCGUGCCUGGGUAUCCAUUUCUAGUGGCACGAGUAACAAAGAGAUACUUAUGAAACUGAUACAACAAAUGGUGGAGGGAUAUGAAGGAGAUCCGUCAUUGGAAGAAAUGGACAACCGGAGUCUCCAACGGAUCCUUCGCCAAAACUUGCAAGGAUUGUCAUAUUUCGUAGUUCUCGACAAAAUCCCGGAAGAAAUGUGUGUGAGGUCCAUCUUUAAUGUUUUUCCAUCUCAAGGCCUUACUGGAAGCAGGUUGCUGUUAACAAGUCGCUAUGAUAUUACAACAACCAAGGUUGAAUAUACUCAUGAGAUGAAAGCUUUGAAUUCUGAUAAGAGUUGGCAAUUGUUUUCGAAAACAAUUAACAAAUAUACGAGUAAUGAGAAUAAAUUCUCAAAGGAGUUGGAGAAGAAGGGCAAAGAGAUGCUUAAGAAAUGUGGAGGUUUGCCGAUGGCUAUAAUAGAUGUUGCAAGGCAGAAAGCAAAACAAAGACUUUCAGGGAUUGAUUGGGAAGAGCUUUUUGAUUCAAUUGAUUUGUGUGAAUCAUUGAAGUUAUUGGAACCGAUGUAUCAUCAAUUGGAAGAACGUAUCAAGCCACAUUUUUUGUAUUUGUCCAUUUUUAAGGAAAAUGCAAUAAUCAGAGAAGAAAAGUUGGAACAGAUUUGGGCUGCAAAUGGAUUAGAUUUUGAACAAGUUACAGAGGAUUUUGCUAAUAGAUCGAUUCUUGAAGUCGUGAAGCUGCACUUUGAGAGAAGAAAGUGUCGUCUCAAUCCUCUAUUACUCAUGAUAUCAAUUAAGAAAGCUGAAGAGGAAAUGGGCUUUGAGAUCUUAAGGAUCAAUGGAAACAAUGGGCCCUCUCAGAAUGUUCGUCAUCGUGUUAUCCAUUGUGGCAGAGACAAGCUUAAUCAUUUAACGAAUGAAGAUAGCAAACAACUUAUUUCUCUCAUCUUCCAUGGAGGUGGUGGCUACUUGGACGACACUAGCUCGUCUUAA
Molecule: messenger RNA, 1494 nt
Organism: Salvia hispanica
Lineage: Eukaryota; Viridiplantae; Streptophyta; Magnoliopsida; Lamiales; Lamiaceae
Product: putative disease resistance RPP13-like protein 3
Biological process (GO): defense response to other organism
Molecular function (GO): ADP binding
Source: RefSeq, a predicted model, not a curated record